AUGAAAGAACAGCAAAUAUCUGAGAGAUUUUUAAGUUUUUUGACAAGAUAUUAUAAGGAGAUUUAUGAUGAUUUUUCAGAACCAGAUUUGGAUGUAAUAAAAAAGUUGAAAGAUGAAAUUUUAGAUUUUGAGAAUCAAGUAAAUCUUUCUGAUAUAAUCUCAAAGAACGAAGAGAUUGAAGAUUUGAAUACAACUGAUAUAAAAUAUUUAUUGUAUUCUUACAUAAAAGCAGAAACAGUAAGGUAUUUAAAAGAUCACAAUGUACCAAAAGAACGAGUAAAAAGAAAAGACGAUUUGGAGGAAAUCAAUGAAUUAUAUUUACAAUUUUUUAACGAUACCCUUGAAAUUAAAAAUACAAUUUUUAAAGAUACUUUAAAUUUGGUAGAUAAUUUGCAGAUUAAGAAAUAUAUUGAAGAAAAGGAGAAAGAUUUUGCUAAGGAUACUAGGCAAUCAAAGAUAAUGAGAUCCAAAAAAAUUAAAGAAUUAAAAUCUACAUUAUCUUUGUUCUUUAAAUCUGGAUUUAAUUUAUCAGAUGAUGGUGAAAACAGAGAUAUGUUUUUGAAGGCGAUUAACUUAUUCUUUUUAGAAUCAAUAGAAAAAGUUUCUAUGAUAAAUAAUGAAAUUAAUUUAUUAAAUUAUGUGAUAAAAGAAGAAUUUGCAAAGAUUUAUGAAAAUAAAAAUAAAGAUAUUAAUGUAAAGAAUACAGAAUUUCAGACUCAAGAACAUCAACCUGCAAUGAAUGUACAUCAUAUUGCACCAAAUGUUCGUUGUUUAACAUCUAAAGAAAAUAACAAUGCGUGCUUUAUGUUUAAAGAUAUUAACACUGGGAAGGGAAUUACAAUAAAUCAUAGAGAACAGUUUUAUUCCAAAGUGUUUGGGCCAAGCCACACUCUUCCCACAAUUUCUAUAGCAGAAGCUGCUGAUAUGGAACUUAAAGAAGCUUUAGAACAGGAGAAAUCUUCAAGUAUUGCUAGACAAAAAAAAGAAGAGAGAGAUCAGAUUCUACAUGAUAAAGAGUAUAGCAAAGAAGAAGAAGAAGACGAAAUUAAGGCCAGAUCAUGGGAUGAUUGGAAAGAUCUAAAUCCUAAAGGUCAUGGUAAUACUAUAGGAAAUCGUGGUUAA
Molecule: messenger RNA, 1122 nt
Organism: Cryptosporidium ubiquitum
Lineage: Eukaryota; Apicomplexa; Conoidasida; Eucoccidiorida; Cryptosporidiidae
Exons: 1
Coding region: 1-1122 (373 amino acids)
Biological process (GO): regulation of dephosphorylation; regulation of signal transduction
Cellular component (GO): cytosol
Molecular function (GO): protein phosphatase 2A binding
Source: RefSeq, a predicted model, not a curated record